Messenger RNA from Pecten maximus, 1284 nucleotides. RefSeq lists its product as uncharacterized. Lineage: Eukaryota; Metazoa; Mollusca; Bivalvia; Pectinida; Pectinidae. Bases 1 to 1284 code for a protein of 427 amino acids. The transcript has a single exon. Gene Ontology annotation, biological process: DNA integration. The record is from RefSeq and is a predicted model, not a curated record. Gene Ontology annotation, molecular function: nucleic acid binding.
AUGCUCGCGAUUCUAUACUCGUGCAGUAAGUUUCACAGCUACAUAUUUGGGAAAGAGGUAUCUGUAUACUCAGAUCAUAAGCCCCUAGAGACACUCUUCAGGAAGACACUCUUAUCAGCACCUAUGAGAAUACAGAAGAUGAUGAUAAGACUGCAGUGGUAUGACAUAUCAGUUGUAUACCGCAAGGGCAAAGACAUGCAUGUGUCUGAUGCAUUGUCACGUGCAUUCCUUCCUCCAAGAGUCGGUGAGGAAGAAGAUGAUAUACUAUCAGCUAUCAGCAUGAUAUCAGUCAGCACUCAGAAGUAUACUGAAAUCCAGUCAGCAACAAGUAGUGAACUAAAGGUAUUAAUGAACAUUAUACACAAGGGUUGGCCAGAUACCAAAUCUGAAGUUUGCACUGAAGCAAAACCCUACUGGGAUUCUAGAGACCAGCUCUCAGUUCUAGACAGUAUUGUAUACAAAGGCAGCAGAAUUGUUAUUCCACCCAGCAUGAGGAAGGAGAUGCUUAAUCUGAUUCACAAAUCACACCUUGGAAUCGCUAAGUGUAAAAGCCGUGCGAGAGAAGUAAUGUAUUGGCCAGGUAUGAACUCAGAUAUUGAGGACAUUGUCAGCAAUUGUUCAUUGUGUGCAGAACAUCAGAAACAACAUGGAGCAGAGCCCCUCAUACCUACUCCUACACCAGACCUUCCAUACAGCCAUGUGGAUUGUGAUAUAUUUGAGUUUGACCCUAAAAAGUACAUUUUACUUAUUGACUACUAUUCCAAAUACAUUGAUGCUGUCAGGCUAAAGUCUGAAACUACUACUUCAGUCAUAGAGGUCAUGAAGUCUGUAUUUGCAUGCCAUGGGUUACCCCAGAAGCUGCGUUCUGACAAUGGACCGCAGUUUACUUCCGCAGAAUACAAGAAAUUCUGUCAAACUAAUGCUAUUUUACAUGAAACGUCAAGUCCGCACUUCCAGAGUUCCAAUGGAGAAGCUGAAAGAGCAAUCCAGACUGUAAAACAGUUAUGGAGAAAAGCAGAGGAUACACAGUUUGCAUUACUGGACUAUCGUACAACACCAUUAGAGGGUAUUAAUCUCUCACAAGCACAACUUCUGGUGAACAGACGUCCAAGGAAUACAUUACCAUCCUCGAAGGACAUCCUCAAACCCUUUAUGUAUGACAGUAAGAAAGUCAAACAACACAUGGACACACAGAAAGUCAAACAGAAAUUCUUUUAUGACAACAGGAAAGGAGUUAAGGAGUUAUCGCCCCUUGAUGAAGGGAAGGAAUGUCAAUUAGAAUGA